Messenger RNA from Parascedosporium putredinis, 3906 nucleotides. The record is from the annotation of a GenBank genome assembly. Lineage: Eukaryota; Fungi; Ascomycota; Sordariomycetes; Microascales; Microascaceae.
AUGGGCCCUCCUAGCGACGACGUAUCGCGUGGUCAACGUGUUAAGAAAGGCUCCAUCAACAAGCUAGAUAUCAGUCACCCUGAACCUCUGGAAACCCUGAACGAGGGCGAGGUUGCUGCUCUUGACACGGAGAUUCUUGAGCGAGCCCGUCUUCAGGGAAAUUUUGACCUCUUUGCUGACCUAGCUCUCGACGAAUUCCCUACUGUACGAAGAGGUUAUGUCGAUGGCCUGCGUGCUAACCGAGCCCGCUACUAUCCUGGUGACCCGGAGGCGGGUGACAGCUCAUUGCUGAGCGGCCACAAGCAACGACACACAGUAAACUCGAGGCACAGCUACGCGGGCGGGAACCCGCAGUCUACAGUGGCCGUUUCCCGCGCUCAGUCGACUUCUAAGGCCGCCGCGGGCGCUCAAGGCGAUGCCCAAGAGGCCAAACUUCCCAGCUCUUCCUAUAAACGACUCCAUAAAGGGAGUGAUGCCCUUAGCUCGCAUUCCGUAGAGGCUCCUCUCGUCGCUCACGGGGCCGGUAUUGCCAUGAACGAGAAGGGGUCCGGUGAUGGACCCAAGAUCCACAAUGCCGAUAGUUUAACUCAUCGUAUUUCCCGAAAGCCGGUCGGCGGAGGUCCCCAGGCUAGCGGGUUGGCCAGCGCGCUCCCGGAAGCCCAUCAACUAUUGGGAGCCAGCGUCUCCUCGAGUCAUGACCACCAUCGUCCGAUGAUCUUCAUCGGCAGAGGUGCGAAUAAUGGGUCCGGGCAGAACGUUGGUAAUCAAACUGAGCCUGACAAGGGCAUUGCUUUCCGCCUGGAUGAGAUUCUUGGCUCUCCCCACGUUGAGCCAUCGGCAACUCGAGUCGUAGGCCAGUUCAAGGCCUCGUCCAAUGCUAACACUGAAACCCACAAACAGCAUAUGCAUGGCCCAUCUAAGAACGAGGGUGUCAAGGAGUACAGCCCUAGCACUACGGACGAUAGUGAAGAUCUGAGCAACUCCAGUGACGCUACCGUCAUCGUACGCAGGCUCGGGUCCGACGAAGAGGGCCCCGCUGAGCCGGCCAAAGCUCCAUUUUCCUCCCUGAGUGAAGCUAGCCAAGAGUCCAACGGGGUUCCAAGGUUGCCACAGGCCCGGGCGAAGUCUCGAUUGAAGUGGCUACGCCUGUCGCGGUCGUCGCUCGUAGCCGUCCUCAAGACCAAGUUGGUGGUUCAUCCGGCGCCAGCGCCAGUGCCCCCGAGCCACCACGCCACGGAGCUUCUCCUCCUCGGCGCCUCAUUUUCAGGCGUGGCCCUUCACCGCCGCGAUAUGGCACAAUCUCACUUCUACAGCUGGCUCUUCGCUCUUAUCGUCGGUGCCGCCGCCGUCGCCGUGGGGUUCAUCACACUGCAAAAGCCGCUUUUGGCACUCUCGGACGAUGAAUCCGUGUACUGCUAUGAGGGGAUCCGAACGCACGAUGACUCUUUGCCAGUUGCAAGUUGCUUUGGAGUAGUCGACGGAAAGUUUCAAAACGUUGUGGCCAGCGGUGGAGAGAGCGGGAGUCCAUCUCCAUCGCACGUACGAGUGGGAUAUGUUGUUCCCGGUCUGUGGGAUGGACAUGGCCAUUUGAUGCAGUACGGAGAGUUCCUGCACUCCGUGGACCUCUUCGGCUCCCAGAGCUUUGAAGAGAAAGAUCUUGGUGCUUCUAGCCUGAGUGAUCUGUACAUAAUGUUCGAUCGUGUCGAUGUUCACUGCACAUGGGUUUCACAGGCUGUGCUAGAUCUUCUUCCGAAGGAUAUCAAAGAUGUUCCUGGCGGCGAGAUUAUUCGAGAGCCCGGAAUGGGUGUAUUCUGUGACAACGCCAUGGAGAUGAUCUAUGACCUAUUCCCCACCCCUGGCAAGGAGAAAAACGCGAAAUACCCCGACACGCUUGAGGUCUUUGAGGAGAUGGCAGGGGAAGAUGAUUGGACCGUUCGGGUGUAUUCCAUGGCCGAAUGCCCGGAGCGCAACACCUUCUGCCCUACCAAAGUCAGAAAAGUUGACCGUCCCGAUGGUCGGUUAACCAUAAGAAGUGUAAAGCUCUUCGCUGAUGGUGCUUUGGGGAGCUGGGGAAGCGCCAUGUUGGACCCUUAUAGUGACCGGCCCGAGACGUCCGGUUCGCUUCUCGUCAACCGGUCUACAUUAGUGGAUGUAGCCAGGUCGUGGGCUCUACAGGGUUUCCAGGUGAAUAUCCACGCAAUCGGAGACCUGGCUAAUCGAAACGCUGUCGAUGCUCUGGAAGAGUCCCUCAAAGCCAUAUGCCCCGAUGGUACCGAGCUUGCCCAGUGCCAGGCAAAUGGCCGCUUCCGUGUCGAGCAUUCUCAAAUCAUUCAUCCUGACGAUCAAGCGAGAAUGAGAACUCUCCGUUUAAUUCCUUCAAUUCAGCCAACACACGCGACCUCAGACAUGAAGUACGCAGAGGAUAGGUUAGGACCGGAACGGACGGCGACGGAAGCAUAUCGCAUGCGGUCAAUCAUAGACCUGAACCCGAUCCUGGGCAACGCAGCCCCAUACGGGGCUCGGGGCUGGGGGAGUUCCGAAGGGUGGCACAUGGAAGAGGCGUUGACUCUUGACCAAGCUUUGCAAGGUUUCACCACCAAUGUGGCAUACGGCGGAUUCAUGGAAGGAAAGGCGGGAGUUAUCAAGGAAGGGGCCUUCGCAGACUGGAUCGUUCUUGAUGCACCGAUUGAGAUGAUGGAGGUGGCUGAGUUUCAGCAUCUUCAGGUCAAGGAGACUUGGGUUGGUGGCAAGUUGGUCUACAAACGGCCAGAGAUGGAUUUCCAAGCGCUAAAACGUCGCACAACCGACCUCCUCCACUCGAUUCCCCAGUCCCUCCCGCAACCGAACCUAUCGUCCAAGCCGACAAUCGCAACUUUAAAGGGCACCUGGGAAAAGGUCGAGCUCCCUCCCCUGCCCCGCUCCUCUCACACCGUCAAUGUCGUCUCCGGCUCCGCUUAUAUCUUUGGCGGCGAGGCCAGGCCCCGCCAGGCCGUAAACAAUGACGUCCACGUCGUAAACCUGCCACUUAGCCUAAGCGCGUCGGCGGAUUCUUAUCCCGUAAAGGCCGCUACUCUUCAAAAGCCCGGCGGCGAUGCGGACGACAAAGGCCUCACGGAAGUUCCUUUGAGCAGCAGCGAGGGGAGCCCCGCGGUAGCCGAGCCAUUAGACCAGGCUGAUACUAGUAAUGAGGCGGCGAAGCCAGCUUCAGACCUAGGAGAUGUUCCUCCAGCCCGCCUCGGCCAUGCUAGCGCCCAGUCGAUCGCCCCCGAAACUUCGCUCAUGUCCGCCAGGAUAAGUCAGAAACUUGGCAUGACUGGGCCGUGGGCGACAGCGCAAGGAGUUUGGAGCGAGCUUCCGAGUCCUCCCGGCCCCGCUAGGGCUGGUUCGUCUAUAUGUGUAACCAAGGGCAAGAUCUUCCGCUUCGGUGGCUUUGACGGCAGGGAGGAGCUCGGCGGCCAAGUGGACGUUUUGCGACUGGCCUCUGAUUCCUUCAACGAUGCUGUAUCCAAGGGCGAGGUCGCUGUGACCGCCAGAGUCCACAUUCAUGGACGAGACUACCUGCUACUUCUCAUGGGCGAGGAAACGCCCGGUGACAGCGGCAACGGCAGCCCCGGCACUUUCCUGUCCGACGCUUGGGUCUUCAAUAUCCCAAGCCCUAACGGCGGAUCCAUCAAAGAUACUGUCUUCAACGUCAUUAGCAGGAAAUCUACUGCAGCCGAAGGCAGGUGGACAAAGAUUACCGCUGAGCCUUACGACGACGACGUCACGGACGAGUUGCCAUCGGCUCGGGGCUGGGUUUCUGCUGCGGCCGUCGAUGAGCUCGAGGAGCCUGCUGUCUUCCUCUGGGGUGGUAUUGGAAAUGGAAAUCAACGUCUUGGCGAUGGCUGGAUCUUGAGGUUGGGGUAA